AUGUCUCUCUUCACGUCUUUCUUAAGUUGCUUUGUUCCAAAAUCCAGCUCAAAGAUUAGUUCAGUCGAAGGUAGCAUCGCGAAAAGCUUGUCGUCGGAGAAGCCAAAAAGCAAAUUUGAAUCUCUUAGAGCUCCAAUCAUUAGAAGAAGAGACGAAGUUCAGAUAAAAGAGAUGAUGGAGUGGGACAAUCAGCAGCAACUCAAUAACCAUCACUCUUCUAAUCUUCAGGGGAUCGACGUUAAUAGAGGAGGAAUGUACGUGAAGGUGAUUACCGACGAGCAGCUUGAAACUCUGAGGAAACAGAUUGCUAUCUACGCCACUAUCUGUAAAGGUCUCGUUGAGAUGCACAAAACACUCACUUCUCAACAAGAUCUUGCAGGUUUGUGA
Eruca vesicaria subsp. sativa (arugula) is the source of this 387-nucleotide messenger RNA. The record is from the annotation of a GenBank genome assembly. NCBI's taxonomy places the organism in Eukaryota, Viridiplantae, Streptophyta, Magnoliopsida, Brassicales, Brassicaceae.